AGAAAAAACAUUUAAUGACGUAAAUUUACUGAUUGCUCUAAACGCUCAUCAGUAAAACAUUUCGAAUUCCUCCUGUUUACUGAUAGGAAGGAAUUCGUAAUAUAACUGAAUAAAUUUAGCUAUACGUAUACUUUAGUUUUACUGGUAUUGGGUUGCAAGUUUAAUCAUGCUUGUUUUUUAAUAAUCCAAACCCUAUCUGUAAGUCCCACUCAUGAUUAAACAAGAAGCUCAAAAAGUUACAGUCAUUUUUUUAAGGUUGCGAUUCUUGGAGGUGCUUUAUAAUUUGUUCCUUUGUGGUUUAGAAAUCAAUUUAUUCAUUACAAAAAUCGAAACAUAAAAUUGAAUUUUAGAAAAUUGAAAAAAUACGAUGGAAAUUCCAACAAUAUUUUUCCCCAAACACAUUAUGUUGCUUUAGUUUUGUCAUCCUCCUUUUUUUGUUUACAAGUUUUUAUAAUUUUAUUUUUUUUUAACAAAAGAUUACAGAAAAAUAAAACUUUAAAAAACAAUGAAGGUCUUUUAAUUAACCCUCUUGUUUUGAAUAUAAACAAACAAAAUCAUGUGUUCAAUGACGUGGAGUGAUUUUCUUAAUAGUGCUAAUCAAUUUAUAAAACUCUCGAAAGCUUAUCAAGAUAACUGGAAUUUAGUUGAAAAGGACAAUACUGAAGGGAAUACAUAUUUAGUAUAUAAGCAAAAAAUCAAAAUCAAAAUCCCUGAAGUUAAAGAAACAAGUAGUGAUCUAACAGAUUUUGAUAUUGAGGAGCUUAACCGGGAUGAUGCGUCAACUGUAGACGCAGAUAAAAUUGAAGAAUUAUUCGAAAUUGAAUACCAUGUUGUCUACAGUACAAGUUAUCAAGUUCCAGUUUUAUAUUUUAGAGGCAGCAGAAGUGAUGGGAAACCAAUUGGCUUAGAAGACGCCUGGAAUAUAUUUCAAAAUCCAUCAGGUGACAGUAGGUCACGAUCAGAUAUGUUAUCAACCCUAACACAGUCCGAUCAUCCAGUGCUAUUCACACCGUUUUUGGGAUUACAUCCUUGCCGGACAGCCGAACUACUCAACCAAAUGGGAGUUAGCGGAAAUUCAAUUUUAACAUUCUUAAGCUUAAUGGGUCCGUUUGUGAAAUUAAAUUUGAAAAAUGAAUAUGGCUUAGAUUUUAAGCAAUAAACUUACAGCGUUUACAUUUAUGUCCAUUCAGUUGUGAUUCCGGGAAUACG
Eupeodes corollae is the source of this 1209-nucleotide messenger RNA. RefSeq names its product ubiquitin-like-conjugating enzyme ATG10 (gene Atg10). Gene Ontology annotation, biological process: protein modification by small protein conjugation; macroautophagy; protein lipidation. Gene Ontology annotation, molecular function: Atg12 transferase activity. The record is from RefSeq and is a predicted model, not a curated record. Gene Ontology annotation, cellular component: intracellular anatomical structure. The coding region runs from base 557 to 1159 and encodes 200 amino acids. NCBI's taxonomy places the organism in Eukaryota, Metazoa, Arthropoda, Insecta, Diptera, Syrphidae. The transcript is spliced from 3 exons.